Hyla sarda is the source of this 1650-nucleotide messenger RNA. It is a transcript of the gene STX18, whose product is annotated as syntaxin 18. The record is from RefSeq and is a predicted model, not a curated record. The coding region runs from base 27 to 1013 and encodes 328 amino acids. Gene Ontology annotation, biological process: retrograde vesicle-mediated transport, Golgi to endoplasmic reticulum; intracellular protein transport. Gene Ontology annotation, molecular function: SNAP receptor activity. NCBI's taxonomy places the organism in Eukaryota, Metazoa, Chordata, Amphibia, Anura, Hylidae. Gene Ontology annotation, cellular component: endoplasmic reticulum; membrane; SNARE complex. The transcript has 11 exons.
CAGAGUGAUGACGCGGCGCUGUCAAGAUGGCAGCUGACAUCACUUUGCUAUUCAGAGCCAGUGUGAAAACAGUAAAGACACGGAAUAAAGCGCUCGGGGUGUCCCUACCGGAGACUGACAUACUGAAGAAGAACCGGCCGCGGGGAGAGUUCAGCGGGAAGGCCCGGGAUGUGAUUAAUAAUAUUGGAAAGCUGAAGGAUUUUCUCCUGGAGCACAGGAAGGAUUACAUCAACGCCUGCAGUCAUGUGUCAAAAUACUCCCGUAUGACGGACAAUGAACGCGACCAGAUUGAUCAGGAUGCACAGACCUUCAUGAGAGCGUGUUCUGAUGCUAUUCAGCAACUUAGGACUGAAGCGUGUAAAGAGACCAUUUCUACUCAAGUAAAAGAACACAGACUGGCCAUCUUGGACUUUAUUGGAGACUAUUUAAAAAGAGUGUGUAAACUGUACUCCGAGCAACGGGCCAUCCGAGUGAAACGCGUGGUGGACAAGAAAAGAUUAUCCCGAUUAGAACCUAACGAAGUCUCCAAAGUAAAGACCUCUCCUUCUGCAGAGACCAUCACUGUGCCAAGUCCUGAGGCAAAGGAGGAAGGAAAGUCAUUCGGUGAAGAGACUACUGACAGGGCACUGGCGGAUACACAGAGCACAUCAGGUUUUUGGGAUGAUGGUCGGGGUGAAGAUGAGUUGUCGCCAGAGGAGAUUCAGAUGUUUGAACAGGAGAACAAGAGGCUUGUCAGUGAGAUGAACACUCUGUUCGAUGAAGUAAGGCAAAUAGAAGGAAAGGUGGUUGAAAUAUCCAGACUUCAAGAAAUAUUCACUGAGAGGGUGCUUCAGCAGGAAACAGAGAUUGACAGUAUCCAUCAGCUAGUGGUGGGCGCCACAGAAAAUAUCAAAGAAGGAAACGAAGAUAUACGAGAGGCCAUCAAGAAUAAUGCUGGUUUCCGGGUCUGGAUCCUCUUCUUCCUAGUGAUGUGUUCAUUUUCUUUACUGUUCCUGGACUGGUAUGAUAGUUAAUAAUCCAAUGGAAAGCUACAGCCAUAACUUAAUAAUUGCACAAUGUUACAUCUCCGAGAAAAUACCACUCCCUCUUGAACAUUCGCUUGGGUAUGUAAAUAAAGGUCACCUAUGAUAAUGAGGUAGUGGGGGUUCCUACAAUAAACUGGAAGAUAUUGAGCUGUGUAUGUUACCUGCAGAAAGGCCAGACACGUCCAUACAGUUUACAUAAUGGCUGGUAAAUGUUGUGUCAAAUGAAGCUGCGCCCUUUUUAUAUGUCGAUAUCCGGGAAGAUAUAAUUUUUAUCUGUUCACGUCUCUACUCUUCGGGGAACUAUAAACCAUGAUACUUUGUACAACAUCUGUAUCUUUAAUAAAGCGAUUUCUUUGAAGAUAAGACUACAAGGAACUGAAGGAUAUGAGCAGGGCUGAUGCUUUCUAGCAGUUCCCUGAGGAUAUUGAAUUGCUUUCCUUUAAAGCUAAGGGUUUAAAGCUAACACUGAGAAUACAUACACAAUCUUGGCUGCUUAAGUGAUGUCCCAUGUUCCAGUAUGGUAAUGCAGGAACGAACAUUUACAGUACAGACCAAAAGUUUGGACACACCUUCUCAUUCAGAGUUUUCUUUAUUUUCAUGACUAUGAAAAUUGUAGAUUCACAUU